AUGAACAACUCCAACGUACGGGCAUGUUACGGCAGCUUUCUGUGGUGCAUUGAAUUCUCCAGCGAGUGUUCAGAGGGCUUCUCCAGCCACAGCCCCGGCUCCCUCAGCUUUGUUUUCGCCGUCAACACCAUGGAUACUAGCGACGCCGAGGGAGACGCGGCAGAUCCCGACGACAGGCCGACAUGUCCCCCUGCGACUGGGCUUCAGUUUCUCAACGCUGUGCCUGAAGACAACGUACGAGAUGAAGACGAGCUGGGCGACGGCGAUACCGAAUGGAUGUGCCGUCCUCGCAAGGAAUGUGGCGGCAUGGAAGAUGCGAACAACGAUUGGUGUCCUUCUCCGCGCCCGAUGAAUGACGCUGCUGAGUCGGACGGUGUUGAGGAGUGGAUCGCCUCGCCGCGGAACAAGGUUGCUGCAGAGCCGGCUGAAACGGUUGCUACGCAGCCCGUCGCUCCACCUCCCCGUGCUGCCCCACCCCCCAUUCGUCCCCUUACAGACGAGGAGAAGAAGGAGAAGGCGUACCUGAAGGCGCAGAAGAGCUACAUGUCUGAUUGGCUGCCGAAGUUCGACUGGCUGAUUCUGGACAAGACGCUAGAGGGUGACCCGUUCCUGCGCUGCAGUGUCUGCAUGGAGCACGGGAACGACAACGCGCGGUACGGUCGCAAUGGCGCUGGCGGUCGUGAUCUGCAGAUCGGGUCGAUACGGUGGCACUAG
Closterium sp. Yama58-4 is the source of this 714-nucleotide messenger RNA. The record is from the annotation of a GenBank genome assembly. NCBI's taxonomy places the organism in Eukaryota, Viridiplantae, Streptophyta, Zygnematophyceae, Desmidiales, Closteriaceae.